AUGCUUAGUGGUGUGCGAUCGUCUAGUGAGAUAAGUAAUGGCCGAUUUGGUAAUGAAGGUGAAAGAUUAAAAAUAGGGGAUAGAGUGGUGGUUGAUGGGUUGCGAUUGGGAGUUAUUAAGUAUUUAGGGCCAGUAGGUACUAAGCGGAACUUAGUUUGUGGGAUUGAGUUGGAUGGUCCUUGGGGGAAUACUAAUGGUACUCGGGCUGGGAAGGUUUAUUUUCAAUGUGCAAUAGGGUAUGGAGUCUUUCGGGAUGCGAAUGAGGUGCGGAAGUAUCGAGCGAAUGAUUAUAAUCAGACGGGGAUGUUAUCACGAGAACCGGCGGAAUCGGUGGAUGAGAAAGAAGAGAAAGAAGAACGAGGAGUGAAAGAAUUAUUGGAUGAGAAUGUGGAGAUACAAAGGUUGGUGGAAGGACUUAGGAAAGAGAAUAAUGAAUUGACGAUGGCUUUAGCGGCCGAAAGACAAACGAGUGAGCGGCUGAGAGGGGAGGUAGGGAGACUAGAGGGCGAGUUAGGGAAGCGACGUAGGGAUGAGUUGGGAGGUGGGAAUGGGUUGGGAUGUGGGUGCAUGAAGAAGGAAGAGGUGGUGAGUGUAGGGGAACGGAGUAGUAAAGUGGGUGAAGGUUGGAGAGGUAAGUUGCUGGAUGGAUUAGGAAAGUCGGGAGGUAAUGGAGUAGGAGUAGGACGAACAGCCCAAGUAAUUGUAAUGGAGUUACUGAAUGAAGUAAAGGAUAAGAUAGAAACUGAACGGAUUCUUCUAGGAGGAUGA
Messenger RNA from Nematocida homosporus, 768 nucleotides. RefSeq lists its product as uncharacterized. Lineage: Eukaryota; Fungi; Microsporidia. The record is from RefSeq and is a predicted model, not a curated record. The coding region runs from base 1 to 768 and encodes 255 amino acids. The transcript has a single exon.